Molecule: messenger RNA, 2285 nt
Organism: Aedes aegypti (yellow fever mosquito)
Lineage: Eukaryota; Metazoa; Arthropoda; Insecta; Diptera; Culicidae
Exons: 2
Coding region: 564-2030 (488 amino acids)
Source: RefSeq, a predicted model, not a curated record
CAUAGAUUUUUGGCAGAAGUUCUCACAGAAAACGUUGCACGCGAUUGAAUAAAUACAAUUCACUUAAAUUGAAACUAAACUGUAUUUCCACUAAAUUUCUCCAAAUCAGUUUUCAGCUUACAUAUCUAAUUUUCAUUAUUUUGCGCACCGAGAUCAAUCGAUAAUUUUAGGACUCAACGAAACAUUAUUAGACAUUCCAAGAAGCUAGAAUUUUAGAAAAUUGAUUGCUUACACAAUUGCUAGAGCCAAAUCAGUGUAUGCGUAAAUUGAGUACACAUUUUGAGUAUAUCUUCUCGUGAGUGUAUUUUACUCAUUCGCUUGUAUAUUUUCUGAACGAGAAUAAAGAAAUGCUUUCUCUCGUGAACCUUCAAUACAUGAUUCGGGAUUUGAUGGGUAGCCAAUAAACGCGUCGGUAUAGGGAGUUUGCGUUUUUGAAUUUCUGAUAUACAUAUCUGGUUUAUGACAUUACAAAAGAGAAGGUAUAAAUGCUGGUGCCAUGGCACUGUAUUGCUGCAGUUGGAUGAUGCGAUUCGGUUUAACCAGAAAAUUGGAAGAAAGUGGAAAUGGUUCGACCGGUGUUGAUAGGGACUCUUGUAGUGUUAUUUUGCUCCGUAAGUGGGGUUUGGUGCUUAUUUGGUUCCAGAAUAGUUGCACCAAACAUAACGGAUGCAAUUAUUGCAUCAGCGAAAUAUUCAUCAGGAUGGACCUAUGAUCCGCAUAAUUCGAUAACGAAACGUGAAACUGCAGUGGACAGUAGUGGAACUCUCGGAACACUUUUUGCAAUGACGAAAAGUAUAAGUGAUCCUAUGAUGCUUAUGAUAGAUACAAUUUAUAGAGGUGCAAGUGAUAAACGAAUGAAGAUGGACAGGUGGUUCGGUUUUAUUUAUAAUUUCAUAAAACAAUCGAUAGAUGGUGUCGAAGAAGCAAAUUCAACGAUGGAAAAUUUAAAAAAUAACACGAAGCCGUAUUUGUAUAACAAUCUCAAAAGAGAUUUAACAUCAUUGAAUAAAAUCGCUAUGAUAGAUCUCAUCAAAGGCUUGAGGAUGUUCUAUAUUGAAAUAAAAGAGAUGAAUAGUACGGAAUAUCAUCCUCACAGUAAUAAUAUUACCAUAAAUAUUACUGAAAGAGUUGUGUGUGGCGUUACAUCUCCGUUGAAAAGUGCAAACACCUACAUGAGCUCUAUUACAUCCACUAUCAGCGCAAUUGCUUCGGAUCGAAGACAGAUCAUCAGCUACCACGCAAAACUGAAUGAAACAAUGAACGUGGCCAUUAGACAGAUAGCAAAAGCCUUCAUCAGCUUGAACCGAACGGUCGUUCAAGCUCAACAUGAAGUCCAGGAAAACAUAACUCUAACCUUCGAUGUCUUCAAUCAAUCUCAUGGAUUCAUUUUGGAGCAAGCCAACUACUUCGGAAAUGAUAACAGUAGCUUACUCUCGGUACCUUCGACAAUGGCAAUCGAAAGGGAAAACUUAUCAAAAUUUAUCGACAACAGUACUAAAUUCUGCAUGGACCAAGUUACAAAAAGCCUUCAUGGGCAAACCCUUUUAGUCACGAAUCAACUGAUUAGUGCUAUGAACAAUGUUACGAACCAGUUUGCAGUAAGUUCACAUUUCGAUAUCGGAUCAUGUACCCAAGAUGCUGUGCAGCAAUUGAUUGAUAGUGCGAAACACGUGAAUCGAAUGGGUAGCUGUGUAGAUUCGGAAUUGGAAAGCUUCCGCAAGACGAGCACGGUGGUUCAUAAGCAACUGUGGAACACAAUUGGCAGUAUCGCUUUCGCUACGAUGGAUUUACUUCCUGUGUCCUGUGCAAAGAAAACCGGGCAGUGUAUCGAUAUAAAUUACUUCUCAAACAAUAUCACUCAUCAUGCGAGAAGUCGAAUGACGUCUGGAGUUGAACAGUUUAUUGACGAUGAACGAGCUAUAAGCGAUAGGAUCGUCGACUGUGUCAAACGAAUAGGAAGAACUACCGAACUGUAUGCUCGUGAAAUCAACAAUAAGUUUCAAGGCUGCUUGGGUGAACAAGUAAAAUAGUCACUUUCUCGAUUAUUUCAUAAAUGUGAGGAAUAAACCAGAUGUCGUAAAUUUCUAGUCGAGGGCAUCGACAGUAAUUUCACUAAAUAACAUGUUUAUAUAAUUAUUUUCCUUAUUAUUAUUUCUAAGAGUGGUUCCAUCUACAAAGUCAUUCGUCUCAAGGGAAAAAUGUUCAUAGAAUAUUUAUCAUAAAGUUUGAACGAACUAAUUUAGUAGGACAUCAGCAUUACAUCUUAUCCAUUUUUUAAUGUUACA